UCCAUACUUAGUCUAGGUGUCUGGGGCUCCCACCACUGCUCCUCAAGACCAGGCAGGGCGGAGAGAAAGACUGGAGGCACCGACUGGUACUUUGCCAGUGGUCCACUCACUCAACUGCGUUAUCAGGUUCACAAAUGUUGCUUAAUUUGGAAGUCCCGGAAGUUUAGGGUUAUCUGCGCGAUUGACUGACAGGGAGGCUGGGUGAAGCGGCAGACGUAGGAACGAAUCAACCCGGGACAUUACAAAAGCGAAAUAAAACACUACGCCAGGAUUUGAUAGGGACCUAUCGAAGGACCGUCGCCAUGGAAACGCUAGUGCAGCGGCUGGAGCAGGCCGUGAUUCGUGUGGAGCAGGUGUCCGUCAACAUGCAGGUGUCCAAUGGUAUGGCCAACGGGGAAUGUAACGGGAUCAACGGAGGUCAGUCCCAGUGUAUGGAGGCCUUUGACCUGCUGCUGAUGGGGCCGUUGUCAGAGUACUUGAAGAAUAGCCGUGCCAUAGGAGAGGAUGUGGAGAAGCAUAAUGGGACCACCACACACCAGGAGCCUGCCCAGAUGGAGCUGGCUGACCUGCUAAAGCCUAUCUCAGAGAAGAUCCAGGAGAUUCAGAACUUCCGGGAGCGUAACCGUGGCAGUAGCCAAUUCAACCACCUAUCAGCUGUCAGCGAGAGCAUCCCAGCGCUGGGCUGGGUUGCCGUGAGCCAGAAGCCAGUUCCCUAUGUGAAGGAGAUGAAUGAUGCUGCCAUUUUCUACACUAACAGAGUUCUGAAAGACUAUAAAGACUCAGACAAGCGUCAUGUGGAGUGGGUGAGGUCCUACCUAUCCAUCUGGACUGAGCUUCAGGCCUUCAUUAAACAGUAUCACACAACAGGCCUGGUCUGGAGCAAGACUGGUCCCAUUGCGCCUCCCUCUCUGUUCUCCCCUGCCCCUGGUGGUCCCUGCCCCCCUCCCCCUCCACCACCUCCACCCCCUGGACCGCCACCAGUCUUCACAGGCGAACCGCCCCAGGCCGACAGCACCACGGCCCAGCAUUCAGCUCUCUUCGCCCAGCUGAAUCAAGGAGAAGCCAUCACUAAAGGUAGCCAAGCCACCGUCACCCAGGGGUUGAAGAGCUCUGAUCCAACUGCAGAAGUGGGAGAGAGGGAGGGAGGGAAAAGGAGGAGGAGGAGAAACAGAAGAAGAAAGGGAGGGAGAGUUGAAGAGGGAGGAUGUGGGUUGAAUCAACAGUUACAGAGUCCUGAGAGCACCACUGCCCAGCACUCAGCCCUGUUCGCCCAGCUGAACCAGGGAGCUGACAUCACUAAAGCAUUAAAGCACAUCUCAAAGGACCAGAUGACCCAUAAGAACUCCGCCCUUCGCUCCCAGGGAGGAGAGCAUCAUGCCUCCCCACCCAAGAGCCGAAACCCCGGAGGCUCCUCCAACAGAGCGCCUCCCCAGAAACGACCCCCCCUACUGGAGCUGGAGGGGAAGAAAUGGAGGGUGGUACGCAGCCACAUGUAG
Messenger RNA from Salvelinus sp. IW2-2015, 1496 nucleotides. Lineage: Eukaryota; Metazoa; Chordata; Actinopteri; Salmoniformes; Salmonidae. The record is from RefSeq and is a predicted model, not a curated record.